AUGAAACUGGGGAAUGAAACACGAAUAUCAGAAUUUCUUCUCCUGGGACUUUCAGAGGAACCCGGACUACAACCCAUUCUCUUUGGGCUGUUCCUGUCUAUGUACCUGGUGACAGUGCUUGGGAACCUGCUCAUCAUCCUGGUCAUCAUCUCAGACUCCCACCUCCACACUCCCAUGUAUUUCUUCCUCUCCAAUCUUUCCUUUGUGGACAUCUGUUUCACCUCCACCACAGUCCCAAAGAUGCUAGUGAAUAUACAGACGCAGAGCAAAGUCAUAACAUAUGAAGGCUGCAUAACCCAGGUGUGCUUUUAUUUACUCUUUGGAAUUUUGGACACCUUACUCCUGACCGUGAUGGCCUAUGACCGGUUUGUGGCCAUCUGUUACCCCCUCCAAUACACAGUCAUCAUGAAUGUCCGCCUCUGUGGACUCCUGGUUCUUGUGUCCUGGAUCAUGAGUGCCCUGAACUCCUUGUUCCAUAGUUUAAUGGUUGUGCAGCUGUCCUUCUGUACAGACUUGGAAAUCCCCCACUUCUUCUGUGAACUUAACCACGUUGUCCACCUUGCCUGUUCUGACACCUUUUCUAAUAACAUGGGGAUUUAUGUUGCAGCAGGGCUGUGGUUUUGUGGACCCCUUAUUGGGAUCCUUUACUCUUACUCUAAAAUAGUUUCUUCCAUAUGUGCAAUCUCAUCAGGUCCAGGAAACUAUAAAGCAUUUUCCACCUGUGCAUCUCACCUCUCAGUAGUCUCCUUAUUUUAUUGUACGAUCAUAGGUGUGUACCUUAGUUCUGCUGCUACACAGGACUCACACUCAAGUGCAACAGCCUCAGUGAUGUACACUGUGGUCACACCCAUGCUGAACCCCUUCAUCUACAGCCUGAGAAAUAAAGACAUACAUGGGGCCCUGAAAAGACUCUUCAGAAGGAAGCCAUAA
Galeopterus variegatus (Sunda flying lemur) is the source of this 930-nucleotide messenger RNA. Its product is annotated as olfactory receptor 7A17-like. Gene Ontology annotation, cellular component: membrane. Lineage: Eukaryota; Metazoa; Chordata; Mammalia; Dermoptera; Cynocephalidae. Gene Ontology annotation, molecular function: olfactory receptor activity; G protein-coupled receptor activity. Gene Ontology annotation, biological process: G protein-coupled receptor signaling pathway. The record is from RefSeq and is a predicted model, not a curated record. The transcript has a single exon. Bases 1 to 930 code for a protein of 309 amino acids.